AUGAAACUGGAAUAUUAUAUUUUAGUCUCUGCACUGAUCGUUGUGACUACCGCACCUCCACCCACGAUUCGAGCUACUACAACUUUAGGCCCCACUCGAGCUGCUACAAGAGCUACAACCGCGAUUGCAGCUACCCCAGCUAGACUAAUCUUUUUGCCAAACGAUCCUAACCGUCCGGUAGCUGACAUUGCGACUGCAUUAGGUAUCACAUCAGAUCAGCUUGUCACCUGCUUCGACGGCGUUAUACCAGCUACUAAUGGCAGCAUACCAGCUCCAGCUCAAUUGUUUACAAGCAAGGCAAAACUUUUCAGCUGUCUUCAAGCAUUAAAACCAACCAUUACAAUUGUUGAGCUAGACAAAGUUAUGCUCACAUACCGUCUAAAAUAA
Messenger RNA from Adineta steineri, 387 nucleotides. The record is from the annotation of a GenBank genome assembly. Lineage: Eukaryota; Metazoa; Rotifera; Eurotatoria; Adinetida; Adinetidae.